AUGCGGUUUCACUCUUUACGCUCUAGAUGUGGCGGCACGGCUGGAGCCAUCCUGACCUGCCCCCUGGAGGUGGUGAAGACACGGCUGCAGUCAUCCCAACUGGCGUUGCGGCCCGUGUGCCUCCCUGAGAUACAGCUGCCGAGCAUGAGUGUGCGGCUGAUGCACCCAGCCCCACCAUCCCCUGGAGUGCUCAAGCUGCUGAGGGCCAUCCUUGAGAAAGAAGGCGUGCGAUCCCUGUUCCGAGGCCUGGGCCCAAAUCUUGUUGGGGUCGCUCCUUCUCGGGCUAUCUAUUUUGCUGCCUAUUCUGGUGCUAAGGAGAGGCUCAAUGCUGUUCUUGUACCAGAGUCCAAGAAAGUGCACAUGCUGUCGGCAGCCUGCGCAGGAGUUACCUCUUCCACACUCACUAACCCUAUCUGGUUGGUGAAAACGAGAAUGCAACUGGAAGCCAGGGUGAAGGGGGAGCUGGGCAGUAAUGCCCUCCAGUGUGCCAUGCGCGUGUACCGCACUGAGGGCCUGCGGGGCUUUUACCGAGGAAUCACUGCUUCCUAUGCUGGAGUGUCAGAGACCAUCAUACACUUUGUCAUAUAUGAAGCACUGAAACAGCAGCUGAAGAGCGGCUAUCAUUCCCUGUCCCCACCACUUGGGCUUCCACCCAACAACCAUGAUUUCUUUGGACUAAUGGGAGCUGCUGCUGUCUCCAAAACAUGUGCCUCGUGCAUUGCAUAUCCACAUGAGGUCAUUCGGACACGGUUGCGAGAGGAAGGCUCCCGGUACCGUGCCUUUAUACAGACUCUGCAGCUUGUGGUCCAUGAAGAGGGCCCCCUGGCUUUAUAUCGGGGGCUUCUGGCCCAUUUGAUCCGCCAGAUUCCCAACACAGCUAUCAUGAUGGCUACUUACGAACUCAUUGUUCACCUGGCCUCCUCCACCUUGUAAGCACACUGCAGCACCAGGCU
Tinamus guttatus (white-throated tinamou) is the source of this 953-nucleotide messenger RNA. The record is from RefSeq and is a predicted model, not a curated record. NCBI's taxonomy places the organism in Eukaryota, Metazoa, Chordata, Aves, Tinamiformes, Tinamidae.